CCUUCAGGGAGGAAGCUCUCUCUCCAGUUCAAAUUUCAUCUGAAACUCUGUUCCUCACAAGGCUGCAGUGCCUGUGACUCUCCCUCUCUCCCUCUUUCUGUCUCUCCACCCCCACUUCUCCUGCUCUCUCUCUCUCUCUCCCCACAGACAUGGCCCCCUGGCUCUCUUGGCCCAUCUCCCUCACCCUUAUCCUAGCCACUGGGAGCUGGGCCCAAAAGCAGGAGCAAGGCCAGGCCCCACUGGAACCAUACGACCGUCUGUUCAGCGCUGCAGUGGAGGCAUAUUACCGCAACGACUGGCAAGGGGUCAUCAUCAACAUGGAGCGGGCCCUGCAGAACCAAGUAAACCUGCGGCAGAUUAAGGUCCAUUGCUGGACCCACUGCAACAACAAGACAAGGUUUUCCAUCUCAAGCAGUGGGCAGGACUUCUUCUUCGACACUAAUUUCUUCAACACUGUGCUAAAGAAGGCCGACUGCCUGAAACAGUGUGAGGAAGACAAGCUGGGGCCUUACUCCAUGCAUCAGAUCUCUGAGGAGAUGCUGCUUGAAUUCCAGAAGAGGACCCCUUACAAUUAUCUGCAAAUGGCAUAUUUCAAGAUUAAAAUGUUAGACAAGGCUGUCGCUGCUGCUUACACCUUCUAUGUGGUGAACCCAGAGCACCUGGAGAUGAGGCAGAAUCUGGAAUAUUACAAGAUGAUGGCUGGCGUGAAGGAUUCUGACUUCAAGGACUUGGAAGCCAAACCCCACAUGGAUGUUUUCCGCACAGGAGUUCGACAUUACACAGACGAGCAGUUUGAACCAGCAAUUGAGUUUUUAGAAAGUGCUCUGGUGGAAUAUUUCAAGGCAGACAUGGAGUGUCGUGCUCUCUGUGAGGGCCCAUACAACUUUGAUGGUUACAGUUACAUGGAAUACAAUGCGGACCUGUUUCAGGCUAUAACAGAUCACUACAUUCAGGUGCUCAACUGCAAACAAAACUGUGUGACAGAGCUGGCGAGUCGGCCUGACAGAGAAACACCCAUCGAUGACUUCCUGCCUUCCCAUUUUGACUACCUUCAAUUUGCAUAUUACAACACUGAAGACUACUCCAAGGCUAUUGAAUGUGCCAAAACCUAUUUGCUUUUCUAUCCCAAUGACGAAGUAAUGAACCAGAACCUACAGUAUUACCAGGCAGUACUGGGAGAAGAACAGGCCGCAUCUCUCGGCCACAGAGAGAAUAUCCAGGUGUACAUCAACAACUCAUUGCUGGAGAAGGAGCUGCUGUAUUUUGCCAAUGAGAUCUUUGGCGUUACCUUUAUCGAUCCAGACAAGUGGACGCCUGAGGACGUGAUGCCAGUUAAACUCAAAGAGAAGCAAAAGGUGGAACGAGAGACUGCAGCUCGGAUCAGCAAAGAAAUUGGAAACCUGAUGAAAGAGAUUGAACACCUGGUCGAUGAGAAAACCAAGGAAUCAUCCGAGAUUGUGAAGAUGGUGAGAGAAGGGGGCCCUUUGCUCUAUAAUGAAGUCAAGGUUUCAAUGAAUGCAAAAGUUUUGAAUGGAACUCAGAGGGUGGUGCUUGAUGGUGUGAUCACAGAGGAGGAAUGUGAGGAACUACGUUAUCUCUCCAAUGCUGCUGCGUCAAUGGGUGAUGGUUACCAAGGGAAACCUUCUCCUCAUACACCAAAUGAGCGAUUCCAGGGAGUGACAGUUCUCAAAGCACUGAAGCUCAGUCAGCAAGGCAGGAUCUCACUGAAAACAUCAAAGCUGUUUUAUGAUGUCAGUGAAAAAGCCCGCAGGAUCCUUGAGUCUUAUUUCCGAUUGGAAAACCCCCUGUACUUCUCCUAUUCACACCUCGUCUGUCGGACUGCAAUGGAAGGAACCCAGGACAAUCGUGAUGAUCUGAGCCACUCAGUCCACGUUGAUAACUGCAUCCUAAACUCCGAAGCUUUGGAAUGUCGGAAAGAGCAUCCUGCCUACACUGAGCGGGAUUACAGUGCCAUUCUGUAUCUAAACCAUGAUUUUGAAGGCGGAGACUUCAUAUUCACAGAAAUUGAUGCAAAAAAUAUUACGGCGAAGGUGAAGCCCAGGUGUGGCCGUUUGGUGGGUUUCUCCUCAGGCACAGAGAACCCACAUGGAGUCCAGGCUGUGACCAAAGGGCAGCGGUGUGCAGUGGCACUCUGGUUCACGUUGGAUCCCCGGCAUAAGGAGCGGGAGAGAAUCGCGGCUGAUGAUUUGGUGAAGAUGUUGUUCGGGGCAGAAGAGGAGCUGCAGCACGAUGAAGACGUCCUCAGUGCCCCGGGGUCCGAAGACGUGCCAACCGAGGCCUCAACCGUCCAGUCUGCCCCCGAGCCACCCACUGCAGCAGCGCCAGAGCUGGAACAGAAAGAGGAACAGGCACCCAUGUCCGAAUCCUCCACAAUAAACACACUAGACUCCUCACCAGGGACAACAGCUCCUGCCUUAGAUCAGAAAGACCAAGCCAUUCCGAACAUAACCCCUGAGAAACAGGAAUUGUAAUGUAACUUACAAAGAUUCACUUUGGGGCUGCACCAUGCAGUUCCCUGUGUUUUGCUCCUUUUUCAGUCGUUCGCAGUUAUGGUCGUCCAGUUCUGGGCCUGAGAAACUGUGGAACCUAUUACCUCAUCCUGUUUUCUCUUCACCCCGUCAGUCUGCAGGCUUUGAAUCCCAGAGCAUGACAUCUUCUGUUUUUGACCUGCCUGCAUUGUCACAUCUCCCCUACACUCCCAACCCUUCAGGUUUGGAGUCUUGCCCACCCACACAGCAACAGUCUGCAAAUGUUCCUCUGCGAAUAGUUGAAGUCACUGACCUUUAGCGCACAGAUGUGACAACAAACAAAAACGUAAAUGUUGUCCAACUUCAACUGUCUGGGCUACUGGCACUCAGUAUCUUGAACUGGAUCCACUCCAGUUUCUGCAGUGUUCACACAUUUUUUAAGGUAGUACAUUUUUGAAAGAGAAGUGGCUUCACUGUUGUCCCACUGUUGUCACUCAAAGCAUUUGUAGACAGCAUCAUUUAAAGGGGCUAGAUUAUGACUGUAUUCACUUGUAUUCCUCUGUGCUUUACAGGGGUGUGUGUACCGCUGAACACUCUCUGGUUCUGUUACUUCUAAUUCCUCAAUGCUAUAUACACUCUCACUCAGGCACGUUCACUCAUACGGUCAGAUUUAAACAGGGAUUAUCUCGUAGCAAAUAAAAACAGAAAGAACUGCGGAUGUUGUAAAUCAGGAAACAAAACAGAAAUUGCUGGAAAAGCUCAGCAGA
Molecule: messenger RNA, 3256 nt
Organism: Rhincodon typus (whale shark)
Lineage: Eukaryota; Metazoa; Chordata; Chondrichthyes; Orectolobiformes; Rhincodontidae
Gene: p3h1
Product: prolyl 3-hydroxylase 1
Exons: 15
Coding region: 150-2492 (780 amino acids)
Biological process (GO): collagen metabolic process
Cellular component (GO): endoplasmic reticulum
Molecular function (GO): L-ascorbic acid binding; procollagen-proline 3-dioxygenase activity; iron ion binding
Source: RefSeq, a predicted model, not a curated record